ACAAACACCAAUGAAUACAAACAUUUAUGAGGUUUACUUACCUGUAAAUAGUUGUGGUCAGAUUAUACAAAAUCUCUCCAAAGACAAUUUGUCUAUGAUAAUCCUAUAACAGGUGUUCAUGUGAAAUUCUCAUACAAAGCUUAGUGGACCUUUGUUUCAUGGAAUAAUGUUUUUUUGUGAAGGAUUUAUAUUGUUAAAGAAAUGACCAGCUUCACCGUAUAUAACUAUCAGCUGAUAAACAAGAAAUCUUUGUCAUAGCACUGGAGAUUACAUUUAUCAUGGAUAAUAUUACUGGAAGUAUUCAAUGGAUGUAAAAUUAAUAAUAUAUUCAUAACAGAUUAUGUGUGUGGAGUUUAUAAUAUUAUAGUUUUAACAAGGAUCAUUGCAUUCAAAAGUGACAACUUCAGUUUGAAAAUAAAGGAAGGCUGAAUACCAAACUAGACACAUGAGUUGAAGAAUGAUUAAGAAUUUACCCUUGGUUAUAAUACUUGCAUUCUAUGUUUUGAUAUAUACAGAGGGCUGUGGUAGAACUCCUUCUCAACCAUCACCACCAGCAACUACACCUCGAUCUAGUGAAAAUUCUACAAUACCAGAAAAUCACAGAUUAUCAUGUACAGAGAACGAGACAUAUCAGACAGCAUGUCUGAAUGGUGGAUCAUGCUUUGCCACAUAUGUAGAGUAUAGGACCAUACAGUGUGCGUGUCCAAAGAAAUAUGUAGGUGACCGUUGUCAGAUGAUAGAUCCUACCAUUAUAUUUGGUAGAGAAAAUGAAGAGAAAGUGACAAAAGCAGGUUUAGCUGCAGGAUUAACAGCUCUCAUCUUAUUUUUAACAGUAUUAAUAUUUAUACUCAUUUGGCACAGGCGAUACAAAAGAAGAAAAGAUAGAGAAAAACAAAACAAAGAAAAACAACUAAUACAAUAUAAUAAUGGUGAUCUCAAUAAUGGCAAUUACAAGCCUGCCUUAACUAGCAGAAACAGAGAUAGUUAUGUUGAAUCAAUUCCAUUAACUUCUUUACCUUAUAAUCAAACAGAAGAAAUCCAUAAAGAAGAAGAAAAACCGUUACAAUUAAGUCAAAACUCUAGUUUUUCAGACAGUGAUAGUAGAAAAUUAUUAGCGUCUAUUAAAUACAUGGAUGAUGAUGACGAUGGUGCUUCUCCAGAAUUUGUAUAGCAUAUCAACACAUAUAACAUUUCAUUUGAUCUGAAGCAUGUCAUGUGAUAUUCUCCAUUUGAUUCAUUCUCCAUUUAAUGUCAGCAAGUGAGUUGCACUAGUUUGUCAAAAGCAACAGUAAUUUUGCAACUUCAUGAUUUCAUAUCAAAGUCAUUUAUUUGAGGCAUUUCAAGCAUCAUAAUUGAGCAACAGCAUCAAGGGGGAUAAUUCAUAGAUGUUCAUGCAGGGAGAUAACUGGAUAUUUGACUAACUUAUUGGUAUGGAACACAGAAAUUCAUUUUGUGAUAUACAAAAAGACAUUUGAACAGUGAUAGAAAAGUUCCUAUGGUUGAAUUACAUUGCACCAGAAGAUGUUAUGUUUCUGAUUUUAAAGUGAAUGAAAUUAUAUUUAGUACAUUUUGUAUUUGGCUGUUUAGCUAUCUGUUUUGGCACAGGUUAGCAUUUUGUCUGAUUUCUUGAUAAUUUCAUAAAUUUCAAAUUUUUUUAAAAAAGAUUUAGAUAUGGUGAAUGGUUGAAGGUUUUACAUACUAUGCCAGAAUUUAGUCAAUAAAUUAUGCAAAAUGAAAAUAAAAAUAAAAGCCUGCCAUUCUCUGUUAAAAAAAAAAGAAAAUCAUAGGUAUGAAUUUAAAAAUGUAUAAAAAAAAAGGAAAAUUUUUAGAUUUAUGCUAAAAUACUGACAAAUAUUUAAAACCUGAAAUUACAUUUAUUAUCACAUAUCUUGCACUCUGUAAAAACAUUAUUAUUUUGACAUAACCAUGAUAUGUUCGGUCUGUACAAUUUUGAAUAUCUACACUUGUUCAGACAGAGACUUUUCAUCAGUUUCAUUUUUCUGUGAUUUAUGCAAUAGAAAAUUUUAUGAUAGCAGCCAUUUCAUUUUAGUUAAAUUCAUUAUAAUUUAUUUUCAUUAUAUAUUAUCAUUUCAGUUCAUUGUAAAAUAGUUUGUCAUUGUUUAUAUUUAACAAUACAAUGUUUCAUGAGGAAUUUUAUCAAUAGCAUUUUAAUACAAAGUCACUGCCAUAGUUUGUUUGUAAUUAUAUGGUAAGAUGCAUUUAUUUAUGUCCAUUUUUGUACAAUCUAUGUUUGUUUUUAAUAAAAGAUCUUGGAAAAAAUGAU
Mytilus californianus (California mussel) is the source of this 2284-nucleotide messenger RNA. RefSeq names its product pro-neuregulin-2, membrane-bound isoform-like. NCBI's taxonomy places the organism in Eukaryota, Metazoa, Mollusca, Bivalvia, Mytilida, Mytilidae. Bases 458 to 1171 code for a protein of 237 amino acids. Gene Ontology annotation, biological process: epidermal growth factor receptor signaling pathway. The record is from RefSeq and is a predicted model, not a curated record. Gene Ontology annotation, molecular function: epidermal growth factor receptor binding; receptor ligand activity. The transcript has 9 exons.